AUGUCGGCGUCUGCGGCGGGGACAGGCGUCCCCUGGAGGAACAACAGCUUCAUACUGGGAGGGGGCCGGGACCCUCCUCUAUCUGAUCAGGGGGAGACCAUCAUCGGGGUGUACCUGCUGCUGCUGGGUUGGCUCUCGUGGUUUGGAAACAGUAUUGUCCUCUUCGUGUUGUACCGACAGAGAGCCACGCUGCAGCCCACAGACUACCUGACCUUUAACCUGGCCGUGUCAGACGCCAGCAUCUCUGUGUUUGGAUACUCACGAGGAAUCAUCGAGAUCUUCAACGUGUUCCAGGACAGCGGCUUCCUCAUCUCCUCCAUCUGGACCUGCGAGGUAGAUGGUUUCUUCACACUGCUUUUUGGCCUGAGCAGCAUCAACACUCUGACAGUGAUCAGCAUCACCCGCUACAUAAAAGGAUGUCACCCCAACAAAGCCCAUCACAUCAGCUGGACCACUGUGUCAGUCUGUCUGGUGUUCAUCUGGUUCACAGCUGGAUUCUGGUCUGGAGCCCCCUUGCUGGGCUGGGGCAGCUAUAAAGACCGUGGUUACGGGACUUGUGAGAUCGAUUGGGCCAAAGCAAGUUAUUCGGCCGUGUACCGGUCCUACAUCAUCUCCAUCUUCAUAUUCUGCUUCUUCAUGCCUGUGCUCAUCAUGCUCUUCUGCUACGUGUCCAUCAUAAACACGGUAAAGAGAGGGAAUGCGCUGUCUGCUGAGGGCGACCUGACCGACCGCCAGAGGAAGAUCGAGAGAGAUGUCACCAUUGUUUCCAUAGUGAUCUGCACUGCCUUCAUCCUGGCCUGGUCUCCGUACGCUGUGGUGUCCAUGUGGUCUGCGUGGGGCUUCCACGUCCCCAACUUGACCAGCAUCUUCACCCGCCUUUUUGCCAAAUCAGCCAGCUUCUACAACCCGCUCAUCUACUUUGGCCUCAGCUCUAAGUUCAGGAAGGAUGUGGCAGUGCUGCUGCCGUGCACCCGCGAUGCCAAGGACACCGUCAAACUGAAGCGUUUUAAGCCCAAGGCCGAUGCCCACGGCCGGCCUGCCGCAGGGGGCGGGGCCAGACUCAAAGUCAAGAGGUACACUUCCCUGAAGCAUCAGAAACUCGCCCACAGUCCAGACUCAGGCAUGGGGAGCCCUCCCAGCACGCCACCGCCACCUGCCAACAAGGAAGUGUUCUACAUAGAAGUCCCCCAACCAUCUGAGAACUCUGAGUACGAGUGUGCACGACUCUGA
Molecule: messenger RNA, 1230 nt
Organism: Cheilinus undulatus (humphead wrasse)
Lineage: Eukaryota; Metazoa; Chordata; Actinopteri; Labriformes; Labridae
Product: opsin-5-like
Exons: 6
Coding region: 1-1230 (409 amino acids)
Biological process (GO): G protein-coupled receptor signaling pathway
Cellular component (GO): membrane
Molecular function (GO): G protein-coupled receptor activity
Source: RefSeq, a predicted model, not a curated record